Molecule: messenger RNA, 3216 nt
Organism: Linepithema humile (Argentine ant)
Lineage: Eukaryota; Metazoa; Arthropoda; Insecta; Hymenoptera; Formicidae
Gene: Dop1R2
Product: dopamine receptor 2
Biological process (GO): adenylate cyclase-activating adrenergic receptor signaling pathway
Cellular component (GO): plasma membrane
Molecular function (GO): G protein-coupled receptor activity
Source: RefSeq, a predicted model, not a curated record
GCGGCUCGAUGCGGCGCGCAAGCGCUUCGGGUGCAGCCGAGCUUUCGAGCCACGCGAUGGUAGCAGUCUACCGUCUAAAACCGCGAAACCACAUACCACGUUCUCGAGGAAGAGCGCCACAACGCAGUCCGAGGUCAGACCUCUCUCGUUUAUCGUUUUUGUGCGCGUUUCGAGCAAGUAUUUAAGAAUGCUCGCGAUUUUUCAUUUUUUUUCUUUCUUUAUCACGUUUCUUGGUACUGUCGUUCGUUUACAUUCGAUACCGACAUUUGACAACACAAACUAGAUCACGACAGUUAUCUCAGCAGCAUCACUAUUGCCUCGAAUGUUGUGACAUAGUGCAUGUAGUGCAAAUCGAUUGAAUACCGACGAUCGGGAGAAACCGUGACCUUGAAAGUUCACGUGCAAGCGGGACGUGACAGAUUAGGAAGCAAUUAACGCGCGUUAUCCAGCAAUGCCACGCUAAUGAAGAACAACCGUGGUACUCGCGUAUCUUCUUUGACAGAAGAAUGGACAAUCGGUUUACAAUGUGCAAAAGGUAUAUAGUGAUGUACAAAAGAAAGGUAAUCCUAGUCGGAUAAAAAUACUGAUGGAAGCAGGAGAAAUUUAAACUUUUGACAUUAUUCCUCAAUUAUGCUGUAUUCUUUAUACAUUACCUUAACAUCUCAAUCAAGGGGAACACAUUGUGCCAAACACUACUAUCUAUUAAACAAACAUACGACAAAUAUUAACGGAGUCUGAAUUUUAUAAGAUAUGAUUAAAUCAUAAAAUGACGAAAAUUUAAAGAUUGAUCAAAUAUUAAACUAUUUCUUCAGAAUAUUUUACGUGACAAUCUGGCGAGUGUAAAAGUAUAUUUUCGGAAUUAUAAUGAUUCGUGGCAUCUUAGCGAAACAAGAUGAGCGAUCGAGCGAAAAUGAGAAUUCACAAAAGUACAAACGCAAUAUCGACGCUCUGACAUCUCGCCAUUUAACUGCAAGAAUUGAGAACAUCGAGAUUAUCUCGAGCAAUCGCACGUCAGGGUGAUUGCGGACGAAAGACCGUCCGUAGUGGCAGAGCUGCGCACGGCGAACGACAUGAACGACAGCGAGAUCUAUUUAUUGAACUGGGACGAAGAGCACGCACUGAAUAACGAUUUCGGCAGAAGUUUCUACAACGCUAGUUAUCCGCCGUUCAAUCGCACGUACGAAGAUCCCGAAUCUCUCUGGGAUCUCGCUACAGAUCGAAUUGGUCUCGCGAUUGUCCUGCUGCUCUUUUCCGUAGCCACCGUUUUCGGCAAUUCGUUGGUGAUCCUCGCGGUAUUUCGCGAAAGACACCUUCACACAGCUACAAAUUACUUCGUAACUUCGUUGGCCUGCGCCGAUUGUCUAGUGGGUCUAGUAGUGAUGCCUAUUAGUGCGGUGUACGAAGUGCUGGAGAACCGUUGGCUGUUCACAACAGACUGGUGCGAUGUUUGGCGCUCGCUGGAUGUUCUCUUCUCCACCGCGUCUAUCCUGAAUUUGUGCGUCAUCAGCUUGGACCGUUAUUGGGCGAUCACCGAUCCGUUCACAUACCCGAUGCGAAUGAGUAGAAGACGCGCGGUCAUUCUAAUCGCUAUUGUGUGGAUCUGCUCGAGCGCGAUUUCCUUCCCCGCGAUAGCGUGGUGGCGUGCCGUGCGAACCGAGCAAGUGCCGGAAAACAAGUGCCCCUUCACGGAAAAUCUCGGUUACCUGAUAUUCUCGUCGACAAUCAGCUUUUAUCUGCCGCUGUUCGUGAUGGUUUUCACGUAUUACAGAAUCUAUCGUGCCGCCGUGAUACAGACGAGGAGUCUGAAGCUCGGCACGAAGCAGGUGAUGAUGGCGUCGGGCGAGCUCGAACUUACGUUGAGGAUACAUCGAGGCGGUACUACCAACACCGAUGCCAAGCACCUGUUUCGCACCGCCUCGAGUACACCCGAAGAUCUUCAAGAUCUGGAAGAACCAUUAACGGCUCUUCACAAUAAUGGUCUCACUAGAGUACCUUCCACGCGGAUCAACAAGCAGCAUUUGGGCACGAAAAAUUUCUCCCUCUCGCGUAAGCUCGCCAAAUUUGCCAAGGAGAAAAAAGCGGCGAAAACCCUCGGUAUCGUUAUGGGUGUUUUCAUCAUUUGCUGGCUGCCGUUCUUCGUUGUGAAUCUAUGGUCAGGAUUUUGCACAAGAUGUAUAUGGCAGGAAGAAAUCGUAUCUGCAGCCGUCACUUGGCUCGGCUGGAUUAAUAGCGGAAUGAAUCCCGUGAUAUAUGCUUGCUGGAGCAGAGACUUUCGUAGAGCUUUCGUCAGAAUUCUAUGUUACUGUUGUCCAAGACGAAUGAAACGACGGUAUCAACCAGCAUUUAGGUGUAAACCAAGUCAGUAUAUUUCCGGAAUGGGAACGGGAGGACAAGCAAGUAAUGUGAGCUAUAGCAGCGUCAGCCAGAGUAGCGACGGCGGUAUAUGUCUGACCGGAAAUGGGCCCUCCGGAGGUGGUAUGUGACGUCACACAUCGGCUCGAUCAGGGCCACGUCGAGAACGCGCGAUUCGAUUCCGCGAUGCAUAAUUAAAAACAUAAUUGAAGUGUUAAUUUUCAAGAGAGAGACUAACAGAAUUGUUCUGCGCAAUUCACAAUCAGCUUUGUGCCUGAAAAAAUGUCAAGAAGAAACUUUUGAAACGUGUGAAACAUUCUAAAAUGUUUUUAAACUAUCCGGUUUAUCGCCGCGAGACAGUGCUGUUACGGAAAUAAGAACAAUGUGAGCAACGUAAAGACAUCUAUAUAAGUGAAUAAAGACUGCAAAAUAUUUACGAAAACACGUACUUAAUAGUAAAUUAACUAGUUUGUAAUUAGUUUUUAAAUAAGUAGUUUUAAAAAUCGCCAUGAUUUGAAAAAAUUGUUAAACUUUUGUUUGCAUACACACGGUGUGUUAUUAAUAUCUUCUAUUUCCGGUUGGGCAUUUUCGGGAUAUCCGGAGUGUACCGUGUCUGAAUAGUUGCAUUUAAUUAGUUUUGUUAAAUACAUCAGUCAGAUACAUGAGUAUGUAUCAAUGUUACCUCUAAUUAAUCAAAUGUUUAUGAAACCGUUCAAAUUGUUUAUAGAAUUAUAAUGUGAAAAUUAAUAAUCGAUGUAAAUUAACGCAACAAUUGUUAGCAGGAUUAAUUAUCUGAUAUCAUUGAUAUAAGAUAAUUGUAUAAGACCAAACUAGACAUCUGCGAUAAAUUGAUAGGCUCUGCUA